AGUCCAGACACAUGCGGAGCUCAGAGCCCGGAGCGACUCUCUCUCUCUCCCUCCCUUUCUCUCGCUCUCAGUCCGGUUUAAUACGGAUCUUCUGACCUGCUCUCUCAAUAAACCCGCCGUAUCCCGUCAUCGCCCCGUGUUCCCAGCAGCGCGCUUGAUGUUCGAGGUCUGAUCCGUGAAGUUCUCCAUGCGCGCUUGCUCGCGGAGAUGUGGACGCUGCUGAUCAGGCUGGAUCUGGUCUCAUGAGCCGGUGGUGUCUUCUGCUGUGGAAUUCUGUUUUCGCUUUGAAAACUGCUGCUUGGACAAAUGCAUACAAAUGCAUUUAGGAGCCCAACGGACAAGGAGUGGACAAGUUUCUCCCACAACGACAACGAGAUUCCUCGUCCUCCUCCUGUCAACAUGUGCGGCGCUGCUGUCAGCAGAAGAGCCAUCAGCAGCUCCAGGUGUAGACCUUAUUCAUCAGCUGGGCCUUUCUGGUCAAAGAGACAUACACUCUUUUGGGACACCUUACCUCACCUCCCUUGCCUCAUCUCUGUCCAUCCUGCCCCCUGGUGUUGGGGUUAUCCUCGGACGGGAUGCCCUCAUUGAGGCCCCAUCAGUGGACCUGCUCCCCGCAGGCGUGGAGGAGGAGUUUUCUAUCAUAGUGAGUUUAAGCUCCUGGCGAGCGAACAAUGCCUUUAUUUUUAGUGUGCGUGACGACAGGGACAGACUGCAGUUUGGCUUGCAGCUCCUGCCCGGAAGGGUAGUGGUUUACAUAGGCGAGAAAGCAUCGAUCUACUUUAAGUACGAUGUGCAAGAUGGACAGUGGCACUCCUUCUCUGUGGGGGUCCGACCACGCUCCGUAUCUUUCCAAGCACGCUGCGGGGCUGUGCAGUAUGACGAGGAAACGCUGACCCAUCCACAGACGUUGAGCUCUGAAGGCCGCCUCUCUGUGGGAAGGAUGGACUCCAGGGCGGUGCAGUUUGAAGGAGCAUUAUGCCAGCUGGAUAUUUACCCCUCUGCCCAAGCUGCGGCGCACUACUGCGACUAUGUUAAAAAACAGUGCAGACUGUCCGACACUUUCCGAUCUCUGUCAGGGAGCUCAGAAUCCCCAUUCCCGUCGGUUUCACCUUCCCCAAAGUUUCACCACAGCUCUUCGGAAUCACACACAUUUACCCCAACUCUUGCUGAUCACUCCACCAACACUAUUCCCACAGCACUUUUUGACCAGUUUUCAACCACAAGCUCUCCGAUGUUUCGCUCCAGCACACCUAGGCACAUGAACCCAUCUCCAAGAACCUACAGCAAGGUGCAAUCCCUGGACCUCACUUCAGAGACUUCCACGAGCAACCCCGCAACAGAGAAGACCCUUGACGGUGAAAAUGACACUGAGAAUCAGCCGCUUCUCAAGAAGCCCAGAGCAACUCGGGCCACCCCGGACUUGAGCACCAUCGUCAAGCAGAGCCGUUUGAAAGAGGCCUUGAGGAAUGCAGGUAGAUCCCACCAAUCCAACAAAGAGCUUCUGCAGGCCAAUCCUAAAGUGAACAGCACCAUCCUGUACCGUGAAGAGAGCAGCUAUAACCUGGUGGACCAAUCUGAGGAACAGGUCCAGGAGGGGCUCGAUGCAGGAUACUCUGAGGGUUAUGGAUACGACUAUGGUUUUGAAGAAGACGAAUAUUUCUUCGACUAUGAUGGAUUUGUUGGUCCUAAAGGAGAACCGGGUCCUCCAGGUCCCGUCGGCCCCCCAGGUCUCCCCGGACCCCCUGGAAAGAGAGGACCGCGGGGAGCAAAAGGUGAUCCUGGACUGUCCCCGGGUCAAGCGCCGGCAGGUGAUAAGGGUGAAAGAGGACGGCUGGGUCCACAGGGUCCUAAAGGUGAAGCAGGUCCAAAGGGUCCCAAAGGCUAUCCAGGACCCGCAGGUCUGCCCGGAGAACAGGGUUUGCCGGGAUUACCGGGCAUAUCUGGGGCGGCAGGUUACCCUGGCAGGCAGGGUUUGGCAGGACCGGAGGGAAACCCUGGACCUAAAGGUGUAAAUAUCGGAUCGUUUGGUAACCGCUAUCGUCUUGAUGUGUUCCAGGGAAUUCCAGGUCCUGUGGGAAUCAAGGGUCCCAAAGGAAGACAGGGUGUUGUUGGAGAUGCGGGUGAGCGAGGGCCGCCCGGACCGGACGGAAACGAGGGGCCUGUCGGAGGAACCGGCAGCAGUGGAUUUCCAGGCUUGAGAGGUGAUCCGGGGCCCGAGGGACCCCGCGGCUUUCCUGGCAUUGUGGGACCUCAGGGCCUGACCGGAGGGGCGGGGCCUCCUGGAAUGAAAGGUGAUAAGGCUGAACCUGGAUUGAGGGGUGAACCGGGAGAGACUGGCUUUCAGGGCGACAAGGGGACGGCUGGUAAUCCAGGCCCGACGGGGCCACGCGGAAAACCAGGACCUCUCGGGAAAACAGGUGACCCGGGACAACAGGGGCCUCCGGGGCCACCAGGGCCUGAGGGUUUCCCAGGAGACAUUGGUGCACCAGGACCCAACGGCCCCCCUGGACCAAAGGGUAUUCAAGGAGCCCGGGGCCCCCAGGGACCACCAGGGCCAAAAGGAACAGAGGGAGACGAAGGCCCCCCGGGUCCACCUGGAAUGCCUGGUCCCACUGGACGAAUAGGACGGAAGGGUUUCAUCGGUGAACCAGGACCUGAAGGACUGAAGGGCCCGGUUGGACUGAUUGGAAUAACCGGAGUGAUCGGACAACCUGGAGAAAAGGGUGAUCGAGGUCCUCCUGGUCCUUUGGGUCCUCCAGGAGAGAAAGGUUCAACAGGGUAUCCGGGUCUUCCAGGAGGUCCUGGGGAUUUCGGCCCGCAAGGUCCACCAGGUCCACAAGGGCCGAGAGGGGCAGCAGGCAUUUCCGGGCCGAAAGGACGAAGGGGUGAAAAGGGAUCGCCAGGGAAGAUUGGAGCUCCUGGAUUCAUCGGUAAAGCUGGAGCUCCAGGGAAGAGAGGAGCAGCAGGAGUGCCUGGACCUGCAGGACCUGAAGGAGAGCAGGGGCCUGUGGGGGAACCUGGAAUCAAGGGUGAAAUGGGGCCUGUCGGAGAGGAGGGUGAACUGGGCCAACCGGGCAUCAGAGGUCUUCCAGGGCCACCUGGAGAGGACGGGCAUCAAGGGAAGGACGGACCAAAGGGUCGACCAGGAGUUAUGGGACCUCAGGGAGAGCCAGGACUUCAAGGUUACACAGGUUACCCAGGAGAAGACAGUAAAACGGCAGGACCACCUGGGCCCUUAGGUGAACCAGGCGCUCCAGGAGAGAAGGGUGAACGUGGGGAACCAGGAGAGGACGGAUAUCAGCACAACCGUGGACGUCCAGGAAAGAAGGGUGAAAAAGGGCCGCCAGGUCACUUGGGAGAAAUGGGGUCAUCUGGCGAAAUCGGACAGACGGGGGAGAGAGGACUCAAAGGUGCUCGUGGAACCAGAGGACCCGCAGGUCGACCAGGAGUUAUGGGACCUCAGGGAGAGCCAGGACUUCAAGGUUACACAGGUCACACUGGUAAGCAAGGUCCAGCAGGGCCCCCGGGACCAAAGGGAGAAAAGGGUUACCCAGGAGAAGACAGUAAAACGGCAGGACCACCUGGGCCCUUAGGUGAACCAGGCGCUCCAGGAGAGAAGGGUGAACGUGGGGAACCAGGAGAGGACGGAUAUCAGGGUCAUGCAGGGGUCACAGGCGCCCGUGGUGCGAUCGGUCAGCAGGGAUCUCCUGGAUCUCCUGGGCUUCCUGGUGAAGCAGGACCCAUAGGCGAGAAGGGAGUUCAGGGACUCGCUGGGAAGAAAGGAUCCCGAGGUCCCGCUGGAGCUCCAGGUCCUGAAGGUCCGGUUGGUUUGCCGGGGCCCAGAGGGACAGAUGGGUAUCCGGGAUCCGAUGGGCUUCCUGGUCUUCCUGGUUUACCGGGUCUGCCUGGAUCCAAAGGCCGAACAGGUCAGCGCGGUGACGUUGGUCUGGAGGGGAGGGCGGGGCUUCCUGGCCCACGGGGCGAGCUCGGACUUCCUGGUGUCAUCGGAGAGGAAGGGCCAGCGGGAUCAAAGGGUGAGAUGGGUUUGGCAGGCGACACAGGACCGGCGGGUGCUAAAGGCAUGGAGGGGGCGACGGGAGACCAGGGCAUGAAAGGAGAGCAAGGUGCCAAAGGAGAACCAGGUGAGGUGGGAGACACAGGCAUGCUGGGACUCCAGGGCUUUCCGGGACCCAAGGGUCCAAAUCUCCAUCUGGGGUUCGCUGGUAUUCCUGGACUCAAAGGGCCGGUGGGAGUUCUGGGCUUCUCUGGUCCUGUGGGUCCGCUGGGAAUGAUCGGUCCGGUGGGGAAGCCUGGUAACAGAGGACCCAAAGGAAGCCGUGGAGAGAUGGGGCCUCAGGGGCCGCAGGGCAGUCCAGGGCCACAGGGGCCUCCAGGUUUACCCGGCCCGUCGAUACGCAUUAAUACGGACGUUCAAGCGCGGAUGGAGUCCAAUGCACAUCUAGAGCUGGAGAGUUACCAGAACACAGACGCGUCUCUGUCGGAGCAGAGCGCUGAGAUCUUCAGGACGCUGCAGUAUCUGAGCAGCGUCAUCGACAGCAUGAAAACACCGCUGGGAACGAGAGAAAACCCGGCCCGCUUCUGCAGAGACCUGCUGGACUGCCAACACACGAUGAGCGACGGAUUGUUCUGGAUCGAUCCAAAUCUGGGCUGCACGUCUGACGCCAUCCAGGCACUGAGGAACCGAAGCCCGAUGAGCCGCUGA
Sinocyclocheilus grahami is the source of this 4723-nucleotide messenger RNA. RefSeq names its product collagen alpha-1(XXIV) chain-like. The transcript has 54 exons. The record is from RefSeq and is a predicted model, not a curated record. The coding region runs from base 317 to 4723 and encodes 1468 amino acids. Gene Ontology annotation, cellular component: extracellular matrix. Lineage: Eukaryota; Metazoa; Chordata; Actinopteri; Cypriniformes; Cyprinidae. Gene Ontology annotation, molecular function: extracellular matrix structural constituent.